CUAAGAUUUGUCAAUUAGUACGCAGGGUUAGAGAGAGAAAGAGAGCGAAGCCGUUGCUGAAGAGAGAAGGGAGGGGAGGGGACCGAACGAACACAGUUGAGGAAGUUGAAGGGGAAGAGAGAGAGAGAGGGGGGGCAAGCGUUAAUGGCAACGAUUCUCGUUCUGGUUCUCUCUUGAACUUUGAUUUUAUGCGUCAAUUGUUGCAGGGAGGCCAUUGAAGUUUGAAGUUUAAACAGAUCGAGGAAACAACGCCAGCUUCAUUCAUUCCAUGACCUAGUUCAGACACAUCAACAACAAACACCAUCAUCCAGAUCAUCCAAUCCCCUCACGCUCGCACCGAUCCUGCUCCCUAUUUCACCCUAGUUUAGUGUUUCUCUCUCUAGAACUCUCCUCCAUCUCGAUUCCCAGGGUUUCUCUCUCUAACGCCUCACCCCUUUCUCUCUCUAAAAAUGCCCACCGAUCUGACCUAAUCUGAACCCUCCCACACUGUCUCUCUUUAUCAGAUCAUGCCGUCCUCUCUCCAGGACAGCUUCCCCUCAACCCCAGGCAAAGUGAAGAUCGAUCGGAGUCACUACAAUCUCAGCCGUCAGAUCAACCGGUGGCUCUCUUCCUCGGCAACCCUCGUGUUCUGGUCCCUCUUCCUCCUCGCCCUCACCGCCUCCUUCGCCUGCCUCAAAACCUCAUUCACCGUCCCGCAGAGCCAUGCCCGUGGCGCCACCACCGCUGCCGCCUCAUGGGGCGGCCCUGCCUGGGAGAAGCAGCUCCGCCGAUCCUGCGAAACCCGUCGCGCCAACGCCCAGGUCGUCUUGGUCACGGGCGCCGCCGGCUUCAUCGGAACCCACGUCUCUCUGGCUCUGAAGAAACGAGGCGAUGGGGUACUAGGGCUCGACAACUUCAACGAUUACUACGACCCGUCGCUGAAGCGUGCUCGCCAGUCGCUGCUGGCGCGGCAUGGGAUCUUCGUGGCCGAGGGGGACAUCAACGAUGGUGCGCUCCUCUCCAAGCUCCUUGACUUCGUGCCCUUCACCCAUGUCAUGCACCUGGCCGCGCAGGCCGGUGUGCGCUACGCCAUGGAAAACCCUAAUUCCUAUGUCCACAGCAACGUGGCGGGGCUGGUGUCCCUGCUGGAGGCUUGCCGCAAGGCCAACCCUCAGCCCGCGAUCGUGUGGGCUUCGUCGAGCUCGGUGUACGGGCUCAACAGUGAGGCGCCGUUCUGUGAGGCAGACCGGACGGACCGGCCGGCCAGCCUCUACGCCGCCACCAAGAAGGCCGGAGAGGCCAUUACACACGCCUACAACCAUAUAUACGGGCUAUCGGUGACCGGGUUGAGGUUCUUCACCGUUUAUGGACCUUGGGGGCGGCCCGACAUGGCGUAUUUCGCCUUUACAAGGAACAUUUUGCAGGGUAAAGCCAUCACCAUUUACAGGGCACGCGGCGGGGCCGAGCUGGCGCGUGACUUCACCUACGUUGACGAUGUGGUGCGCGGGUGCGUUGCUGCGCUCGACACGGCGCAGCCGAGCACGGGCAGCGGUGGGCGCAAGCGCGGUAGCGCGCAGUACAGGAUCUACAACUUGGGCAACACGACGCCGUUGAGCGUGCCUCAGCUGGUGAGCAUACUGGAGCGGCACUUGCGGGUGAAGGCCACCAGGAACGUUGUGGAGAUGCCUGGCAACGGGGAUGUGCCCUUCACCCAUGCCAAUGUGACCAUGGCUAGGUUGGAGCUCGGCUACAAGCCCACCACGGAUUUGCAGGCGGGGUUAAAGAAGUUUGUGAAGUGGUACCUUAAUUACUAUGGUUAUGAGCAUAACGGAAAGGGCAAGAUUUGAUUGGGAAAUAUAUUUCUCUCUCUCUCUCUCUCUAACACGCACUCUCUCUCUCUUUGAGAUCUCUGGACUUGGAGCAUUGGUUUAUUAGGUGUUUUUUAGGCUAAUAUAAAUUCAUUUCUUUGGUAAGUAAAAUGGGAAAGUCGAGGAAUAAAAAUGUUUCAAUAAGUUUUGGACA
Amborella trichopoda is the source of this 2001-nucleotide messenger RNA. Its product is annotated as UDP-glucuronate 4-epimerase 1. The record is from RefSeq and is a predicted model, not a curated record. Lineage: Eukaryota; Viridiplantae; Streptophyta; Magnoliopsida; Amborellales; Amborellaceae.